AUGGUGGUGUUUUACAAUGAGGUGGAGAUCGAGGACUUCCAGUACGAUGAAGACUCGGAGACGUACUUCUACCCCUGCCCUUGUGGGGACAACUUCUCCAUCACCAAGGAAGACCUGGAGAAUGGCGAAGACGUGGCAACGUGUCCCAGCUGCUCUCUCAUUAUAAAAGUGAUCUAUGACAAAGAUCAGUUUAUGUGUGGAGAAUCAGUCCCAGCCCCUUCAACCAACAAAGAAUUAGUUAAAUGCUGAGGAAGCCUUCAGAAACCCAGAUUCUGAACAGCUGUGAAUGAACCAAGACGGAAAUGGCAAAUGUGACAUUACUGACUGUUUCCCUGGGACAGCCUUGCUGUGGUUUGCUGUGCCGUUGCGGUGUGGGUUCUUGUCAUCAACCGCCGAGUUCACCUUCAGAUAGAAGAAUGAGUUCACAACGUGACAUCCCUGGAUUUCAUGCUUAGAACUUGGAAUUGGAGUGUCCUUCAUUGUCCACUUGAAUCGAAAGGACGGUAACUUCAAGUCAGUGCUUUCUUCCCUUAGGGCCAUCAUUUUCAUACUUCAGACUGAUCACUUCAGUAUGUGGUAACAGCAUCGCCUACCUCAGUAAUUCGGAUGUAAUAAAAACAGAUUGUAUUUUUGACUUGGCUAUUAAGGUGAUUAAAAUUAGCCCUCAUUUUGAAAUUUGA
Molecule: messenger RNA, 680 nt
Organism: Tupaia belangeri chinensis (Chinese tree shrew)
Lineage: Eukaryota; Metazoa; Chordata; Mammalia; Scandentia; Tupaiidae
Gene: DPH3
Product: diphthamide biosynthesis 3
Exons: 3
Coding region: 1-249 (82 amino acids)
Biological process (GO): protein histidyl modification to diphthamide
Molecular function (GO): metal ion binding
Source: RefSeq, a predicted model, not a curated record